GAAGUGGGAGAGGAGAACUACGAGGAGGGAAAGAAAAAGAAGAAGGAAGAUAUAGAGAAAGACAGGGAAAAAGAGAGAAGCAUAGAUUCAAAAAGUGAUAUAGAAAAAAAAGGCGGUGGAUAGAGAGAGAGUGGAGAUAUGGGCAACAGCAAGAGUGGAGCUCUGUCCAAGGACUUGUUGGAAGACCUGAAGCUGAACACUAUGUACAGCGAGGAACAACUGUGUACAUGGUACCAGACCUUCCUGAAGGAGUGUCCGAGCGGGCGCAUAAGCAGACAGCAGUUUGAGACCAUCUACGCCAGCUUCUUCCCCGACGCUGACCCCAAGGCCUACGCCUGCCAUGUCUUCAGAAGCUUCGAUUCAGACAGUGAUGGCACGCUGGACUUCAAGGAGUAUAUUGUAGCCCUGCACCUCACCUCGUCAGGAAAGACCAUCCAGAAACUGGAGUGGGCCUUCAACCUGUACGACGUGGACCGCAACGGCAGCGUCACCAAGAACGAGAUCCACGAGAUUGUUGAGUCAAUCUUCAACAUGAUUUCCAAGGAGGAUCAGAAGAACCUUCCAGAGGAUGAGAACACUCCGGAGAAGCGAACAGAUAAAAUCUGGGACUUCUUUGGAAAGAAAGAAAACGACAAGAUAACGGAAGGGGAGUUCAUCCAGGGGGUGAUGGCCAACAAGAACAUCCUCAGACUCAUCCAGUUUGACGAACCCCAGAAGGUCCAGGACAGGCUAAAGGAGAAGAAGCACUAG
Molecule: messenger RNA, 750 nt
Organism: Hypomesus transpacificus
Lineage: Eukaryota; Metazoa; Chordata; Actinopteri; Osmeriformes; Osmeridae
Gene: rcvrnb
Product: recoverin b
Exons: 5
Coding region: 139-750 (203 amino acids)
Molecular function (GO): calcium ion binding
Source: RefSeq, a predicted model, not a curated record